AGAGGCAGAAGGGAAAGGAGAGGGGAAAAAAAGAUGAAAUCCAGCCUGCAGUCCCUCUGAGCAAGUGCUGAGGACCUGGGCUGCCCACUCUCGCCCGACCCUGCCUCAUGUAGAGCCUACAGAGGACUCAGGGCUCUUCUGGAGGCGCAGCUGGGGAGGGGCUGGUGGGGAGAGAGGCGACGGGCUUUGCCUCUGCUCCCCAAGCUCUGCCUUGCGGGCCCCUGGUUGCUCCUCCGGCGCGGCUCCGGGCUGGGGGCUAAGAUGAGUGAGCGGAGAAGAUCUGCAGUAGCCCUCAGCUCCCGGGCUCACGCUUUCUCGGUAGAAGCCUUGAUUGGGACAAAUAAAAAGCGGAAACUGCGAGACUGGGAGGACAAGGGGUUGGAUUUGUCCAUGGAGAGCCUCAGCCCCAAUGGCCAGCUAGGGGAGAACGAAGACCCGACCCAGUGCCUGGACCUCAACCCCGAUUCAGAGCAGAGUAUUGGGUCAGACACAGAAGUGUUGACUGAGAGAACAUCCUGCUCAUUUGGCUCCCACUCUGACCUCACAUCUGGUGGCUCAGGUCCCCAACCUCCUCCUUCAUCAUCCAUGGAGGAGAUCCAGGUAGAGCUGCAGUGUGCUGACCUCUGGAAAAGAUUCCAUGACAUUGGGACAGAGAUGAUCAUCACUAAAGCAGGCAGGAGAAUGUUUCCAGCCAUGAGAGUGAAAAUUACAGGAUUAGACCCUCACCAGCAGUAUUACAUAGCCAUGGACAUUGUGCCUGUGGAUAACAAGAGAUACAGGUACGUGUAUCACAGCUCCAAGUGGAUGGUGGCGGGCAAUGCUGACUCCCCAGUGCCCCCCAGGGUGUAUAUCCAUCCUGACUCAUUGGCUUCUGGCGACACCUGGAUGAGGCAGGUUGUCAGUUUUGACAAACUCAAGCUGACCAACAACGAGCUUGAUGAUCAAGGCCACAUAAUCCUACAUUCAAUGCACAAGUACCAGCCUCGAGUUCAUGUGAUCCGCAAGGACUUCAGCAGUGAUCUGUCUCCUACAAAACCAGUCCCUGCAGGUGAUGGAGUGAAAACUUUCAACUUCCCUGAAACUGUCUUCACCACAGUGACAGCCUAUCAAAACCAGCAGAUUACUCGACUAAAAAUUGACCGAAACCCUUUUGCUAAAGGAUUCAGAGAUUCUGGGAGGAACAGAACUGGCCUGGAGGCCAUCAUGGAAACAUAUGCGUUCUGGAGGCCCCCUGUGCGUACCCUCACUUUUGAAGAUUUCACUACCAUGCAGAAACAGCAAGGGGGCAGCACAGGCACCUCCCCAACAACCUCCAGCACUGGGACCCCAUCACCCUCUGCCUCCUCUCAUCUCCUCUCUCCAUCCUGUUCCCCUCCAACCUUUCACCUGGCCCCCAACACUUUCAAUGUUGGCUGCCGGGAGAGCCAGCUGUGCAAUCUCAACCUGUCCGAUUAUCCCCCAUGUGCCAGAAGCAACAUGGCUGCCUUACAGAGCUACCCAGGGCUAAGUGACAGUGGGUACAACCGACUCCAAAGUGGCACUGCUUCCGCCACUCAGCCCUCAGAAACCUUCAUGCCUCAGAGGACUCCAUCCUUGAUUUCAGGAAUGCCUACUCCUUCCUCUCUGCCUAACAAUGGUAAGAUGGAGGCCUUUGGUGGCCAGCUGGGGUCAUUCCCAGCCUCUCAGUUUCAAUAUGUCAUGCAAGCAGGCAACCCUGCCUCCACCUCUUCUUCUUCACAUGUGUUUGGUGGUGGCCACAUGCAGCAGAGCUCCUACAAUGCCUUCUCCCUUCACAACCCUUACAACCUGUAUGGAUACAAUUUCCCUGCUUCCCCUAGGCUGGCAGCAAGCCCAGAGAAACUGACCACCCCUCAAAGCACUUUACUCUGUUCUUCCCCUUCCAAUGGGGCUUUUGGAGAGAGGCAAUACCUUUCAACAGGGGUGGAUCAUGGAAUGCACAUGAUCAGUCCUCCAUCCAGCAACCAGCAAACAGCCAAUGCCUGUGACAACAGACAAUAUGGGUCUGUUCCAGGCUCAUCUUCACAGAUGUCUGUGCACAUGGUUUAACCAGUGAUUUGUCUCCUUGGAACUGAAGGCAGCAAGACCCUCAUUGUCUCCAUGGGUGAUCCUGUCUCAAUACCUUUUUGCCUUUAAACUUGUAAUGGAACUAGUAGUUUAAUUAUCAAUGGAAACACAAGCCAUCUAAGUUACACUCCAAAUAAUCCAAUGGAAAGCCCCUGCUGACAGCCUCUGCUGCUCAUUGUAAUCCCGGGCCUAAGCAUCUGCAAUGGAGCGUCUGCACCAAAUGGACUUUUCAGAGAGAAGGGCUCACUUAAGAGAAGCUGGAGUGAAUCAGAUUAAAUACAGUAUAUGCAUUAACUCUCAAUUAGCGUGAACUCUUGAUCUUGAGGGAGUCUUGUACGUGUGCUAUCUCCUCCAUACCAAAGGAAAGAAGUCACUGAAGAGUUCAUCUUACAGAACUGCACUGCCCAUGAGAGGCCAUUGCAUUAAUGGCCUCACCCUUCCCUGACUUUUCCUUGCUGCCUGAGUGGUUUAGCAUAUUGCUGAAGUUAACACAAGUCCUGCGGUCCCCUCUCCUCGCUGUAGUAACAGAACAUUAUUGCUGAACUGGAACGUCUCUCCUGCAAAAGAUAUUUACUUUCUGAGUCUGGCUGUGCCUGGCAGGCAAUUUUCCUUAUAUGGGUCUAGCUCACAAUGGUGCCAUGCCUGCAGAAAGAGAGAGAGCCAGAGCGAGGAGUUUUAACUCAUAAAUUAAAUGUUUCUUUGAACGCCUUAGUCAGCAGAGGUGGAACCUCUGCCAUAUUCUGGGGGACAUUUUUAGAAUGAUACAGAAGGGGAGAGGUGUCUCAGCUGUGCAACUCCUGUGGAUGUCACCCAGAGUAGUACAGCCAAAACCCCCCCAAAAACCUGUGCUUGGAACAUACAUGCCCCACAGCAUUCAACUCAACAGGAGAAAAAGCUCCAAAUUCAGCUCAUGGUGAAUGGUGACAAGAAAAGAGAGCUCUGCUCUUCUGCAAACCUGAGAUAUAUAGUAUGGCCAACUUCAUCUAUCUUGCAUGCAAGAGUUGCCAUAGAAAACCUUUAGCAUUUAAGUAAUGAUAAGGGCAGGUGUUCUCCACCCAGCCUGCCAUUAGAUCUCUGUUUUACCAAAUAGAUCAUUGCCUUUUGAAGUUUCUUUCUUUUCUGUUUUUUUCUCCUUUUUCUUCAAAUCCUUUAAAAAUAAGAAAACAAUUUUCGCUUGGUGUGAGCUAAGCCUUUAAGUUGUGUGAAAAUGCAAAUACCAAGUAACAGAAUACAGAUAUUAUUGAGAUUUGUUUUGAGGUGUUGUAUAAAUGUAUUUAUGUGCCUAGUGGGGGAUUCAAUAUUAUGAAUAUAAAAGAGGGCAAUAAAAAGUGUAUGUAAAAUAUGUAUGAAGAAUAAAAGGUGUAUAAAGAUUUGCCCUAUGCACGGAACUCUGUUUCUAAGUGCCAAGCACAGAAAGCGCUAAAUAAAUCUUUGCAAUUGUU
Molecule: messenger RNA, 3527 nt
Organism: Gopherus flavomarginatus (Mexican gopher tortoise)
Lineage: Eukaryota; Metazoa; Chordata; Testudines; Testudinidae
Gene: TBX15
Product: T-box transcription factor 15
Exons: 8
Coding region: 262-2067 (601 amino acids)
Biological process (GO): regulation of transcription by RNA polymerase II; cell fate specification; positive regulation of DNA-templated transcription
Cellular component (GO): nucleus
Molecular function (GO): DNA-binding transcription factor activity, RNA polymerase II-specific; RNA polymerase II cis-regulatory region sequence-specific DNA binding
Source: RefSeq, a predicted model, not a curated record